AUGGAAUACAAAAUGGAAUACAAGCCACGACCUUUACAAUCAUCUUCCGUGAAAAUAGCUCCUCGAAUUAUCAUUCAUGGUGGCGCAGGUAACAUCCUACCAGCUAACCUUCUACCCGCAAAGUACAAGCUCUAUCAUGACUUUCUCCUACGCAUCCUUUCCAAUACUCAUCACUUCCUCACAUCGCCGUCCUCUUUCCCCCUUCACAAAACUUCUUCUUCUACCACAACUGCUCUCGAUGCGGUUACAUUUGCAGUCACACAAUUGGAAGAUAAUCCUUUAUUCAACAGUGGACAUGGCGCGGUUUUUACACGGGAUGGAAUCAAUGAACUCGAGGUAUCGAUAAUGGUUUCAAGUGGGAAGAAGAAGAGGGGAGUAGGACUUAUGGGGCUGCAGCAUGUUAAGAAUCCUAUAAAGCUUGCACGCGAGAUGUUGAUACGUGGGGAGCAAGACUUAGAAGGUGGGAAUGGAGAACACAGGGGACCGAUGAGUGUUGACGAGGCAGCAUUGAGAAAGACCCUUGGAGCACAAGGACAUUCACAAUUACACAAAUACUCGGCAGAGAAAUUGGCAAAAGAAUGGGGAUUAGAGCUUGUAGAUGAGAAAUACUUCUUUGUUCAGGCGAGGUGGGAUGAACAUAUAUCGGGGUUGAAAAGGGAGAAAGAUGGGAAAGGAGAUGCAUCUUGGGAUGCCAAAGAAUUCAUACCACAGGGAACAUGUGGUGCUGUCUGCCUCGAUUCCGAUGGUGUACUAUGUGUAGGUACAAGUACUGGAGGUAUGACAAAUAAAUUGACAGGGAGAAUUGGUGACACUCCGACGCUGGGUGCCGGUUUCUGGGCUGAGGAAUGGGAGGAUACAUCGGCGGAUGAGGAUUUGCAUCGACUUCGUCGAUCGAUGCGCAAUCAAAGACCGAUUAUAGAUUUGAGUAAUCAGUUGAAAGGUUUGAUGGCAGAUUGUUUCCCAGGCUUGAAUCUAAGAAGUUACAACCAGAUUUACCAAGAAUCCCUAGAAGAUAAAGCUUUGGAGUCCCGGAAAUACAUGAGAUCCACCGCCAUGUCCGGCACUGGAAAUGGAGAUUCCUUCCUUCGUCUUGCUGCGGUACGAUCUGCAUCGGCAAUUGCUCGAUAUCGUCCUGAAACCUCACUUCAAACCGCCAUCACUGAAAUUACUGGUCCUGGUGGAGAAUUAGUCAAAUCUGCGGGCGACCGAUGGAAGAAAACUGGUGAAGGCGAAGGAGGUAUUAUUGGGAUUGAACUCGCAAUUGUACUUGAUGAACAUGGCCAGAAAACACAAGCAGUGAGCCGCGUAGUUGCUGACUACAAUUGUGGUGGUAUGUUCCGCGCAGCUAUCAAUGAAGAUGGGAAAGCUGUGAUGAGAGUAUGGAGACCUGGCCAGUAUGAUGGCUUGGAAAAAUAUGAAGGUGAGGGAAGGGAGUAUAAAGUUGCUGAUUGGGUUGACGCAGAGUAA
Sclerotinia borealis F-4128 is the source of this 1467-nucleotide messenger RNA. NCBI's taxonomy places the organism in Eukaryota, Fungi, Ascomycota, Leotiomycetes, Helotiales, Sclerotiniaceae. The record is from the annotation of a GenBank genome assembly.